Messenger RNA from Pectinophora gossypiella (pink bollworm), 1347 nucleotides. RefSeq names its product protein dissatisfaction (gene dsf). Bases 1 to 1347 code for a protein of 448 amino acids. Gene Ontology annotation, biological process: anatomical structure development; cell differentiation; regulation of transcription by RNA polymerase II. The record is from RefSeq and is a predicted model, not a curated record. NCBI's taxonomy places the organism in Eukaryota, Metazoa, Arthropoda, Insecta, Lepidoptera, Gelechiidae. The transcript has 10 exons. Gene Ontology annotation, molecular function: nuclear receptor activity; zinc ion binding; RNA polymerase II cis-regulatory region sequence-specific DNA binding.
AUGGGAACAGGUGACCGGCUGCUCGACAUCCCGUGCAAUGUGUGCGGAGACCGCAGCUCGGGGAAGCACUACGGCAUCUAUAGCUGCGAUGGAUGCUCGGGGUUCUUCAAGCGGUCGAUCCACAGGAACCGAGUGUACACAUGUAAGGCGGGCGGCGAGAUGAAGGGCCGCUGCCCCGUGGACAAGACGCAUCGCAACCAGUGCCGCGCCUGCCGCCUCGCCAAGUGCUUCCAGGCCAACAUGAACAAGGAUGCGGUGCAGCACGAGCGCGGCCCUCGCAAGCCGAAGCUGCACGCGGGUUCGCUAGCCGGCCUGCCGCCGCCGCCGCUUGCGCACGCGCACAAACCACAUGCGCUCAAGCUCUCGCCGCCCUCGCCCUACGCGCCGCUAGGGCAGCCGUUCAACUUUCAAUUCGGUAUGGGCAUGGGCGAGCAGGCGCCUCUGAGUGCGACCUCGUCGGCGGGGUCGAGCGGUGCGGGUGCAGGCGCCACCAGCCCGAUGCCGCUCGUGCCGGAGCCCUUCCUACCGCCGCCGCCACCCACCCUGCUGCACAUCCUUAUGUCUAGUGACAAGUGCCAGGAGUUGAUGUGGAGCGCUAAGCAGCUUCAACUGCAGGGUGACCCGACACUCUUACGCCCCCCGCCGGGCGCGUUCGGCGCCCCCCUUGCGCCUACGUGGGAAUUGCUACAGGAGACUAGCGCCCGCCUUCUCUUCAUGGCAGUACGCUGGGUGCGAUGCCUCGCCCCGUUCCAAGCGCUGGCACCGUCAGACCAGCUGGUGCUACUCCGGGCUGCAUGGAAGGAUUUGUUCCUGCUUCACCUCGCCCAGUGGUCUGCUCCUUGGGACUUGGCGCCACUGCUGGCAGCCCCCGCCGCCAGAGCUCGAUUGCCACCAGACCCCUUGGCUGAUUUGGAACUCAAUACUUUACAAGAAAUAUUAUGUCGGUUUCGCCAAAUUGCGCCAGAUGGCAGCGAGUGCGGUUGCAUGAAAGCCAUCGUACUUUUUUCACCUGGUAGGACUUCUUGCUUAACAGAUACUCCAGGACUCAGCGAAACCCAACCAGUAGAGAUGUUACAAGAUCAAGCUCAGUGCAUCCUUGCCGACUACGUGAGGACGAGGUAUACGCGGCAGCCUACUAGAUUCGGCCGAUUACUUCUGCUGCUCCCGUCGCUCCGUGCUGUGCGCGCGCGCUCCAUAGAGUUGCUGCUUUUCCGCGACACAGUGGGUGACGUGUCAGUGGCCACAUUGCUUCACGACAUGUACCGCAUGCAGCCGGCGCCCGCGCCGCCCUUUGCCUCGUCAGCCGUGCCUCCGCCGCCUGUCUCAGAAUCUUGCGCUUCGCCUUAA